GUCAACAGAUGAAUCGACCCAAAAAGCAAAAAGAAGCUGCACUUGCCUCUCUUCAUCAAUAGUAUUGGAGUCAUAGCAGCAAUCAGUUUCUCCAAGAGGGAAAAUUUCAUGGAGGCCAACGAAUUUUUUGGAAACGAGUGGGUUUAGCGUUUAGGCCGAGCAGUGACAGGCAUCGAGUCGACGUUUGUCAGCCGCUUUUCAUGUUGCUUUGCUCGCACUAGAAAUAUAAAGCAACAACCAUCCUGCUUGUCUCAGCCUUCGUUUGAGUAGGAGGCUGCUUCUCUUCACUAGAUUGCCACUUCUGUCACUGCUAAUUAAGGAGGAUCCAUCAAUUUGAAGAAGAAUUUGUUGCUUCCUAAUCUCAGCUCCAACAAAGUGAGCACUCGGACUUUUAGUUGAGUUGACUGAAUCUCUUAAAACCAUGGACGGGAUCAACUCUUUCCACCAAACUCAAUACAACAAGCUCACCGCUGCUUUGCCCGGCUUCUAAUAGUCAAGUACAAGAUCAACAAAGGCACAAAAACUUAAUUUCUGAAUUGGCUGUUUGAGAGAUGAAUUGUUUGCUGUUCGGAUCGAAGGGGCCACCGGUGAAACGAAGAGAUGGUUUAAGGAUACAACAGGCGGGACGAAUUUCAUAUAGAGAACACUGUGGUUUCUGUGAAAAUCGCUACUGCAUGGGGAAGAUAGCCUUAAGAGAAUUUCUCAAGAGCCUAUGCGAUAAUUCGUGCUGGAAAUAUGCAAUCUUUUGGAAGCUUCAACAUGAAUAUGAGAUGUUCCUAUCAUGGGAAGAUUGGUACUAUGAUUAUCCAAAAGUGAGAACAUUGACGGGAAAUUUGCCCGCUGAACUGUCUGCCAAUGAUGCGAAUCAAUUCCUAUCCUUUGAUGAUGGUAGCGUUAUAGACGGGACUGCAAGUCAGAUCGCUGUGUUGGAAACAUCAUGUCUUCAGUACAAACUGGGAGAAGGGAUUAUUGGUGAAGUGGUCCGCACACAGAGUCAUUGCUGGAUAUCAUUGGAUGAUGUGUUGGCCAGUAACUGCAAAUCAGAGACACCUUUCAAUAUACCAGAUGAAUGGUUGCCCCAGAUUUCAGCUGGUGUCAAGACUAUUCUAGUAUUACCUCUUUUUCCACAUGGAGUUUUGCAGCUUGGUUCACAUGAAAAGGUUCCGGAAAUUAGGGAGGCGGUGAGUCACAUCAAAGCGAUGUUUAGUUCUAUUGGAUACGAACAGGCACAAUAUGCACCUUUGACUCCAAACAAGAAUCCAACUCACUCAUUGUCUUCGUUAAUGCCGUUUCUCUUGGAUACCAUGGAUGGUUCCUCGCUUAUAGAUAGUAUAUAUUUAAGUGGUAUGCAGUUUGAAGGCCCAGAGAAUGGUGCCGAAGCAAAUCGAGACAGAGCGACUGCUUGUCAAGUCAUAGGUCAGCUAGAAAAUCUCCUACAAGCUGAUGAUAGUGAGACUCUUGUUCUAACAAAGGGACUUCCUGAAAUAUCCAACUUACCGAGUCAACCUGUUAAUGCAAACCACACGGACAUAGUGGAUGAUAACGAUUUGUGGUUUUCUAGUAUGGCUGAGGACUUACUAGUCUUUAAAUCUCACAACCUAGGAAUGUCCGCAGAGUUUUCUCAUGAAUUAUUGAAUUCUUGCACCGCCAAUGAUGCUUCCGAAUGGCCACUCAAAAGCAAGGAUAUUGAUCAUGCAGAUCAUAAGACUACAAGAGAUAUGUUUAACUUUCCCACAGAUUGUGAGCUGCACAAAGCACUCGGACCAUCUUUCCAGGGACAGGCACAUGAGACAUCCAUCUUAUUUGAAAAUGCAUUCAGCGACUUCAGGUUGAGUCAUGAAGUGGAUUACUUUUAUGAUGUUGAGAGAUCAACCGAGUACCUCUCCACAGAUGAUGCCGAGUUUCUGUUGGAAUCUGUCAUCCCAAAUAGAUAUGGAAGCUCACAUCCUCCUUCACCUAGCGAGUCAAACGAUACCAAAUUAACAGUCUUAUCAAGGCAAUCCAAUACUUCCUCUAAGGUACUCAAUAUUCUCGAAGGAAGAACCUCGGGCGAAGAUGUCUCUGCUGUUAUUACUCAUUGUAAAGACAGGAUUAGCGUUCCAUCUUCUCCAGUUUCCAUGAAGAGCACGACGAGAUCAUUAAUGAAGAGGGAGCGCUGGGAGGAAGAGAAUGCUCCAGCACUGGCCAGGAAGGGAGAGAAGCCGUUAUCUGGCUACAAAAAGAGGAGCAGAACAGGUGACAACAAAAAGCCUAGACCAAGAGAUAGACAGUUGAUCCAGGAGCGACUCCGAGAACUUCGCAUACUUGUCCCCAGCAGCAUGAAGUGUAGCAUAGAUAGCCUCCUAGAACGGACGAUAAAGCACAUGCUCUUCCUGAGAAGGGUGACUCAUCAGGCCGAGAAGCUGACAAAAUUGGAAACCUUUGAGCAAAAGGUCGGUCUACAAGAUAACAAGAAUGAGUGGGAAUAUUUACAUUUUAGUGGCGGUUUCCGUGGAAGAACUAACUUGGCUGUCGAAAGUGGAGGCGAGUUCCAAGCCUGCCCUGCACCUAUAGCUGUUGAAGAUCUUAAUCAACCGGGGCACAUGCUCAUUAAGGUGAUAUGCAAUGAACAAGGGCUAUUCUUGGAGAUUGCCCAGGUGAUCACACGUCUAGAGUUGACGAUUCUUAAAGGACUAGUUGAGAAUUACUCCAAUGAUAGCUGGGCCUGUUUUAUUGUUGAGGCUUCCAAGGACUUUCAAAAGAUGGAUAUCUUCUGGCCACUCAUGCAACUUCUGCACUGCACAAGACCUAAAGUAUCAAGCAAGAAAUGAUGCACUGCCGAAAUGGGCGAUAGCACGCAGGACUUUUCCUGCUCGUUGUCUGCAACCAGAGGGUCAUAACAUCCUCAAUGUGAAUGCAUGUAACCUAGUUUGAUGAAGUAAUACAAUGUCUAUGAAUCAAACUAGAAAUGAAUAAGAAUUUGGACGUUAUGUACAA
This is a messenger RNA of Syzygium oleosum, 2976 nucleotides long. RefSeq names its product transcription factor LHW-like. Gene Ontology annotation, molecular function: protein dimerization activity; DNA-binding transcription factor activity. Lineage: Eukaryota; Viridiplantae; Streptophyta; Magnoliopsida; Myrtales; Myrtaceae. Gene Ontology annotation, biological process: regulation of DNA-templated transcription. The transcript is spliced from 12 exons. The coding region runs from base 552 to 2810 and encodes 752 amino acids. The record is from RefSeq and is a predicted model, not a curated record.